ACCGUAUUUGUCUGUAGUAUUCAGCAUUGUCUGCGAGUUUUUUGAUUCUGAGAGACGCUGGCACUUUGUAGUAAAUGAAGGGGAGGGGAUAUCCCUAUGUAAAAUACUAAUCUGGAUAUAACCCAGGGCCAGAAAUCUGUGGUUUGUGUAAUAAUUUCGGUGAACGUUGCAGAACUGGAGAGUUCUGUAUGACUGAUAAUCAAGAAAAACUCCCUGAAGAAGGUGGGAAAAGGGAGUUGGUAAAUUUUGGUGUAUUUGUGUAGCCGCUCAAGGACCCAGCUGCUCUUGGAUCAGCAGCACGUGUUCCCAGUAAGCUGGGAACCACUGUCUUCUCGUGAGUCUGCAUGCUUGGCCAUUUUCUUAGCCUUUGCAGAGAUUGAUUACCUGGGACAACUGGAAUCCAGUAUGAGAAGGGGGGAUUUGGGAGCUGAGAUCCUGCGGGUUUCUUCUUUCUGCUCCUUUCCUAGGCCGGUGCUGCUAAACCAGCAGACCUUCCUUGAGCAGACCGGCCCCCGGGCUAGGACUUGUGUGGCUGAGUGUCAGAUGGCAGCCCUGGCCGUGGCCUGGAGGUGGACAGGCCAGUGUUAUCAGAGAUGUUGAUCUUGGAUUACAGGAAUUAUUUCUAGGCAGCAAGCCCAGUGUUCAUUUUCCUGUCCAGCUCUCUGGUGUCCAGGAGAGUCUGUGCUUGCAGAGAAGGUAGCCAGCUUUAUAAACGGAUGCAGCCAACUGGCCAUCCACCAAACAGACUUUGUUGAGCAAGAGUCAAGCACUGUCUCUGGCCUCAGGGAUCUUCUGUGUCUGUUCUGGGUGUGAUUAGGGCAUUGUCAUUAGGUGGCUUUGUGAGCUGGAGAAAGGCAUUCAUUGUUUUUGCUCAAGGGUCAUUGUCCCAAAGUUAGAACUGGAGAGGCCCUCAGAGAUCAAACCCUUCCCAUGCACAAUACAGAGAGGAAACUGAGUCCCACAGCUAGCUAGUGGCUACCCUGCCACUGAAACCUCCAAAUGCUUGAGCAACAGCUUACCAUUUUAAACCCACCAGUUCGAUGAUACUUGCUUCGUGUAUCUAUCUUAAUCCAUUAGUAGAAAAUCGGACAUAUUCUUUAGUAGUUGUAUAGAGAGCCUCAAAUUGUACUUUUAAACAUUUUCUGUUGGGGCACAGAUUUAAGAAUUUUAAUCACAUGGGAAUUAACAGCACAGGUUGUACACUUCCGGUGGGGGUUGACUUGAUAGGAGGCAUCAGUGAUGUUUCCCUGGGAGAGACUGAGGCCUGGUGCAUCCCUUUUCAGAGGGCUUCUCUUUGGAGGUGGCUUUGGUUUUCUCUUUGUUUCAUCAAAGGGAAACAGUCCCGUGGCAGAUGGCUGUAUCUUCUCUUUCUGCUCUGUAAGGCAUGCCCUCUGGCCUCAGCAGUGAACCACUUUUUAAACCAUACUGUUUACACAGCUCGUUCCUAUAAACUGCGCUAGAGGUAAUGUGCUGGUAAGACUUCUUCCAUGUCUGUCUUUGAAAGUAAAACAUCUCCUUCAGAACUGCAGUUCUCAGAUUUCGUGUGGGAAAGAAACCUUCCAGCCUCUGUUAAAAUGCAGAUUGUGGGGUUCCUCCCCUAGAGAUUCUGCUUUGGUAGGCAGGCCAGAGUGGGCCUCAGGAAUCUGCAUUUCUCUCCAGCAUCCCAGCCCUUCUGCUGUAGACCUCUGUGGCUCCCCUGUGAAACAUGAUGAACGUUCUCUUUGGCUGUGAAGAAAAGACUGACCUUGUACGAUGGUGGCUUUCUAAGUGGACUAGAAAUAACUAAACUGCGUGGGUAGAGACCAGUGAAGUGUGAACCCUCCAUCCUCAGGUUGACUCUCUGUGGUUUAUAGCUGCAUAUCUUCUUUGCAUUCUGAGUUUCUAUGCUCCAGAGAAAUGGCUUUUGGCCCAAUUCUCCAUUGGCCCCAAGGUUUCUGACUCUUGUGCCGAUCAUAGUGGCUGCAGACCCCAUGUUCUCGGGUUCCUCUCUGAGCAUUCAGAGAGAGGCUCCUGGAGUGAACAGUGUUCACUUGGCAUCUUUGUGUGUUUCUGGGAGGGUGAAUGCAAUGAUUGCUACCACCGGAGAGCUGGCUCCCAAUCGCCAACUCAUGACUUACUGGUUGCAGGAGCUUCAGCAGAAGAGAUGGGAAUAUUGUAACAGUCUUGACAUGGUCAAGUGGGACAGCAGGACCUCUCCAACUCCUGGGGAUUUUCCUAAGGGUCUUGUAGCCAGAGAUAACACCGAUUUAAUUUACCCACACCCAAAUGCUUCUGCAGAAAAAGCCAGAAAUGUCCUGGCUGUGGAGACUGUGCCUGGAGAGCUGGUGGGAGAACAAGCUGCAAAUCAGCCGGCCCCAGGGCAUCCAAAUUCCAUUAAUUUUUACUCUUUGAAACAGUGGGGCAAUGAGCUCAAAAAUUCAAUGUCUUCUUUCCGUCCUGGGAGGGGCCAUAAUGAUAGUCGGAGGACUGUGUUUUAUACCAAUGAAGAGUGGGAACUUUUAGACCCAACCCCUAAGGACCUAGAGGAGUCCGUAGCGCAGGAGGAAAAGAAGAAGCCGACCCCUGAAGGAAACAAAGGAGUAGCUGGCUCAGGGUUCCCCUUUGAUUUUGGACGUAACCCUUACAAAGGAAAGCGCCCUCUGAAAGACAUAAUUGGGUCGUACAGAAAUCGUCACAGCAGUGGUGAUCCUUCAAGUGAAGGCACACCAGGCAGUGGCAGUGGCAGCAUCAGCGUCAGGAAGCCAGCCUCCGAAAUGCAACUGCAGGCCCAGAGCCAGCAGGAAGAGCUGGAACGGUUAAAGAAAGACCUAUCCAGUCAGAAGGAGCUUGUUCGGCUGCUCCAGCAGACAGUCCGGUCAUCCCAGUAUGACAAGUAUUUCACUAGCAGCCGGCUCUGCGAGGGGGUCCCAAAGGACACGCUUGAGCUUCUGUACCAAAAGGAUGAUCAGAUUCUGGGCCUCACCAGCCAGCUGGAGAGGUUCAACCUGGAGAAGGAGAGUCUUCAGCAGGAAGUGAGGACGCUGAAGAGCAAAGUGGGCGAGCUCAACGAGCAGCUGGGGAUGCUGAUGGAGACCAUCCAAGCCAAGGAUGAGGUCAUCAUCAAGCUCAGCGAGGGCGAUGGCAGCGGGCCUCUGACCAUGGCACCCGGCUCCCCUUCCACCGCGCCUGUUGGCAGGGACCAGCUGGAACUGGACAGGCUGAAAGAUAAUCUACAAGGGUACAAAACCCAAAACAAAUUUCUAAAUAAGGAGAUUUUGGAACUCUCAGCUCUACGAAGAAAUGCAGAAAGGAGAGAGAGAGAUCUCAUGGCGAAGUAUUCUAGCCUGGAAGCCAAGCUCUGCCAGAUAGAAAGUAAAUACCUGAUAUUGCUCCAAGAAAUGAAGACACCAGUAUGCUCAGAAGACCAGGGGCCCACCCGGGAGGUCAUAGCCCAGUUGCUGGAGGACGCACUGCAGGUUGAGAGCCAAGAACAGCCAGAGCAAGCAUUUGUGAAACCUCAUCUUGUCAGUGAAUAUGAUAUUUAUGGGUUCAGGACUGUACCUGAGGAUGAUGAGGAAGAGAAGUUGGUUGCCAAGGUCCGUGCGUUGGACCUGAAGACUCUCUACCUGACAGAAAACCAGGAAGUCUCCACUGGGGUCAAGUGGGAAAACUAUUUUGCGAGUACAGUGAACAGGGAGAUGAUGUGCUCCCCAGAAUUAAAGAACCUGAUCCGUGCGGGCAUUCCCCACGAGCACCGUUCCAAGGUAUGGAAGUGGUGUGUGGACCGUCACACCAGGAAGUUCAAGGCCAACACUGGGCCUGGCCACUUCCAGACGUUGCUGCAGAAGGCGCUGGAGAAACAGAACCCGGCCUCCAAGCAGAUUGAGCUGGAUUUGCUGCGAACUCUGCCCAAUAACAAACAUUACUCCUGCCCCACCUCAGAAGGCAUACAGAAGUUACGCAACGUCCUCCUUGCCUUCUCCUGGCGGAAUCCAGAUAUUGGGUACUGCCAAGGCCUAAACAGGUUGGUGGCAGUGGCCCUCCUGUACCUGGAACAAGAAGACGCUUUCUGGUGUCUCGUUACCAUAGUGGAAGUUUUCAUGCCUCGAGACUAUUACACAAAGACUCUUUUAGGAUCACAGGUGGACCAGCGGGUGUUCAGAGACCUCAUGAGUGAGAAGCUGCCUCGGUUGCAUGCCCACUUUGAACAGUACAAAGUUGACUACACGCUCAUCACUUUCAACUGGUUUCUGGUGGUGUUUGUGGAUAGUGUCGUUAGUGACAUCCUCUUUAAAAUAUGGGACUCUUUCCUUUAUGAGGGACCAAAGGUUAUUUUCCGUUUUGCCCUGGCACUUUUUAAGUACAAGGAAGAGGAGAUCUUGAAACUGCAGGAUUCGAUGUCCAUAUUCAAAUAUCUCCGCUCCUUCACUCGCACCGUCCUCGAUGCUAGGAAGCUGAUCGGUAUCUCCUUUGGGGACCUGAACCCCUUCCCCCUACGCCAGAUCCGGAACCGACGUGCCUACCACUUGGAGAAGGUCCGGCUGGAGCUGACCGAGCUGGAGGCCAUCCGCGAGGACUUCCUGCGUGAGCGGGACACCAGCCCUGACAAGGGUGAGCUGGUCAGCGAUGAGGAGGAAGAUACCUGACCUUCUCCAUCUGAGUGGGUCCCUGGACACUGUUCUUCCUGCCUUCAAACCAAAGUAUGCCCAAAGGGCGAAAACGCGCUUAAAAGCCAGAAUGUAAUGUGUGUGGCCUCUGGGAAUCUGCUGGGCAGAUGUCCAAAGCCAGACUGCACUUCCUCACCUCCCACUGCAUGGGGGCAGGGCUGGGAGGUCCGAUCUGUUUACAGCCAUCUCCACGCCACGGCUUCUGGUUACACGUAUCCCAGUCAUGUUUCUGCCUGAUUACUGGCGGGACGUCGGGCUUACCAGUGCUGUGUGCAAGAGCCUCUGUCAGCCUGGCGGUGCCCUGACCCUCUGAAACCUUGCUUUGCUGGGCAUCUCCCCUUGUUCUCCCUCCUGCACACAGUGGGCAGUUGUGUGUGGUUUUGAAUGGCAGUGCUGUGAAGGAUGCCCACUGUGCUUCAGGCACCUGUAGGCCAGAGGGUGGCUGCCUCAGGCAUAAGGUUUGGUAUGAAAAUGAACCGCUGUGGAAAAGCAGGCACAUCCCUUGUUCAGAAACUGCCACUGUAGAAAGCCUGUGAACCUUCUGCCGGUGGCUUUAAGCCGCCAGCCAUGCCCCAUUUCUAGAAUAGCCUUUGCCCUGGCUAUCCAGACACCCACCUCACUUCUCACGGCCAGCCUGGGUUUGUACAUUGCUGGGCUGCUCUGUCCCCAGCUUGCUGUGUCUGGCAUGGCUCUGUGAGGUUCUGUGGAAUGCCCUCUUGACUCACAUUCACCAGGUAUGGUGAGGUGCAAUUCCAGGUAAAUGGUGGACCAUCACAUUGCAAAGCAGGCCCACCCCUGGGCUCCCUGGGCUGGCCUUGGUUGAGGGGAAGGAUGAAUCUUUUUGAGGGUGCUUUGCAGGGCAGUGGUGCAGCUGCAGUAUGAACGCUCUUGGACAGCUGAAAAGCUUGGCCUCCUUGGGGAUGGCCAGUGCUCCCGUGUCUGCUCCUCCUGACUGCGUUCUGCAGGAGGCCAGCUGCCAGCGCUGGGGCUGGGAAACUCCUGCGCUUGGGGCCCAGGCUUGGGGAGCUCUCCCAGAUGUGAGCCCUCCCCACCAUUGCCUAGAAGCAUCUUGUUCUCUGCAAGGACGCAGGGUCACUGUUGCCUCUGGCAGUUUCUGGGAACUCGGAGGACUGCCUUUCUGAAGGCUGGAGAAGGUUUUGAGCAAGGAGCUUACUUCUGUUCAGUCCCUCUAGACCAUCCCUGAUAUGCAGAUGUGACAGGGUAUUUUCCGGCAGUCUUAUUAAAAUACGAGAGAAGCGAUCUCCGUGGAAUGUUUCACAUUACCUGAAAAAAACUGAAAUCACCCUUGGUUGGCAGAAUGCAGUGGGACUAGGAAUCGAAGCAGGGCAGUUUUAGGGAGCACCUUUUUCCUGUUACUUUCUGCUGUUGACUCUAGCACUGCCGCACGAAGGUGGCGUUUCCGCAUGCUAGACAGAACCUCGGCUCCAUGUCUUUAGUGGAAUUGUUCUCUGUGUAGAGGGACUGACUUCCAUGUUUAGCCAAAAGCCUUUGCCUGUUUCAGGCAUCAGAAAUGGGUUUUGUCAUUGUCUUUGUCUUUGAGAACAGCGGAUUCCUGAAGGAGUAUGUCCUGUGAGCUGGGCGUUGCAUCUGCUCCAAUUGAGUGUUGGAACCCCACCCCCUGGCCCAUUGUGCAGAGGUAACUGUCAGCCUGGGGGGCGGCUGCUCAGGAGGAGCAGCAGGAAUUGUCAGCCUGGGGGCGGCUGCU
This is a messenger RNA of Sapajus apella (tufted capuchin), 6372 nucleotides long. It is a transcript of the gene TBC1D2B, whose product is annotated as TBC1 domain family member 2B. The transcript has 13 exons. The record is from RefSeq and is a predicted model, not a curated record. Bases 1884 to 4625 code for a protein of 913 amino acids. Lineage: Eukaryota; Metazoa; Chordata; Mammalia; Primates; Cebidae.